CAGUCCUUGCUCGCUAUAAGUCUAGGAUAUCCUUUAGAGUUUUAUAGAACUUCCUGCUGAGUAAUUUCUUGUAUAGGGUAUAGAGAGAAAACUUAGCAAAUACUGUAGAAUAGCAAAUACACCAGUUGAUUCAUUAUCACAACGAUCUUAUGCUUGUUUCUCUCCUAAUAGCAAAUCCAAGACUUUCAAAGAGAUUGGAUGGGGAUUAUCCAGAAAUCAAGAGAAGAACGUGUGAUAUUCCCCAACAAGGUUCACAAAUGGACGAAUUAUCACAAGACUUCAUCACUUAAGAAAUUGAGGGAAUUUUCUAAGACACCUUCUGCAGCUCCUGACUGCCUAGAUGCUUGAAGGGGAACCUAUAAAGGAACUCUUACAGAGUUGGAUAUUCUUUCUAAAGCUGAUAUUUAUAAAGGCAGGAAGUGUAUCAAUAUGCCUCAGAAAAUCCCAUUUGAUGAACUUGACUUAAGAAAACAAAGAAGAAUCAUUAAAUCUCUCAGUAGAUUUGAAAUUAUCAAAGCAGGACAAAGCCCCAAGAGAGUGAGGAAUCAAUCACUUAAGCAACUUAGAGAUGGGAGCUAUCUCCAGAUCAAGAUGGCAUCUGGAGAAAAUUCACUCCAUAAUACUCUAAGGAGUAAGAAUACCAAUACGCAUAGGGAUUCUAUGGGUAUAUCAAACCAGAUUAGUGCUGCCAAAUUUUCCCCAGUGCUGAACAAAGGUUCCUUAGAAUCUUCUUAUUCAGUGGCCGGGUCACUUAAAAAAUCCAAGAAUAAAGACCUGAGUAAUGAGUACCAGGGGUCGAGGAAGAGUAAUGAGCAGCAUACUUUAGUCAAAGAGGAUAAUUAUAAAGGUAUUUUCAAGAAAGCACUCAAAGUGCAUGCAGAUGCUCUAGCCCAAGAGAGCACACAAGCAUUCUUGAGAAAGAGAUAUUACAAAAAUAUGGUUUCAAACAAGACUAAUACGAAAAAGAGCUUAAACUCUGUGUAUACUAAAGCCUGAAUCAAGUGUAAGAAGGAUACUAAUUAUGUUUAAGCAAAGUCUUAAUCAGUUCAAUAAUUUAG
Molecule: messenger RNA, 1058 nt
Organism: Moneuplotes crassus
Lineage: Eukaryota; Ciliophora; Spirotrichea; Euplotida; Euplotidae
Source: the annotation of a GenBank genome assembly